Teleopsis dalmanni is the source of this 540-nucleotide messenger RNA. Its product is annotated as probable serine/threonine-protein kinase cdc7. The record is from RefSeq and is a predicted model, not a curated record. The transcript is spliced from 5 exons. The coding region runs from base 1 to 540 and encodes 179 amino acids. NCBI's taxonomy places the organism in Eukaryota, Metazoa, Arthropoda, Insecta, Diptera, Diopsidae.
AUGGUUAAUUUUCCAUCAAGUUGUCUCUCCGAUAAGGAAGAAGAUGAAAUUUAUGGUUUUGGUUAUGGUGUCUUUGCGCCGCGUGUUGCUCGUGGUGCUUUAACCCAACAACAACAACUAAUACAGCAACAUACCCUACAACAACAACAGCAACUGCAACAAAAUCAACAACAGCCACAAACACAAAUACCAACAGUGCCAGGUAGUCAACAACAUCAACUACAACAAUUACAACAGCAACAUCAACAAAGUUUGAUGGCACAUCAAACACUCCCGCCAAAUGCAGCACACUUAAAUUUUGUACAACAAAAUUGCCUAAGUCCUAGAUCUGCGUAUUUUUACGAAUUUCCACCUAAUGCAGAAGGUCGCGAGACCAAAAAGCGUACAACACUAGCAAGACUUCUCAAAGGAUUAAAGACAGUAAAUCGUAGAGAUAGAAAUAAUCAACAAAAUGCUGCUCAAGUAAGGGAACACAUAUCUGAUAAUAUUACCCUAAUUUUAGUUAUUUACCUAUUAGUACCUAUUUAUUUACGUAUUUAG